AAAUUAUAUUUCCAAGAAAAAUCUCUUGUGAUAAUGACAAUUAACAAAACUCAAAUUUAAGAGAAAAUUCCCCAAAUCUCUGACAAUUUUGCACAGGUCAUCGACAUGAUGAAUGAGUUACCAAAUAAAGAACGCAAUAUGAACCGUAUUAAAAGACAUUCUGCUGAUUUUUCAAAACAUGCAUCUUAUAAAUCUGCGGAUCAGGUUUGAUUGUGCUGGAAUAGCGAGACGUGCGCAGACUACGAUCGUCGAUUACUAUGCAUCUUGAGGCACGUGCGCGUCAUGACUCACAUUACGUCGAGUAACGCGCGUCCAUUCAAACAAGCCCGUCGCUUCGAGAGAUGAAUCACGCAGGCAGAUGAGUGAGGCGCAUCUCUCGUUCGAGCGCCUAAAGUCUCGAGAGAGACUCGAGUGGGAGAGACCAGACUGGCUUGACUGCUCCGCCAUGUUUCUUUGCGUUUAAACGUACUAAAGUCACACAUGCGGCCGAUCGAAGAUAAAAUAUUUUCGCCAAGUUCCACGUUGAAUUUCUCGCUGCAACGAGUUUUCAAUUGACACCGAGUCACCACCGAAUUUCAAAAUUGAGAAGCUAACGUUUUCGAAUUUGUAAAAAUUGAGUCUCACGUUAGGCUGCACAACGCGCGUCGCUCAUCCCGCCGUUCGACUGUGCAUGGCGACGGACAGUAUGUUCGGUGUCGAUAGCCAUCACUAGAGCAGGUAGCAUGCGCACCGCCUUGCCCAGAGAUCAGAGCUGCCGAGCAGUGGUCUCCGAAGCGUAAGAUGGCCGCGGUGACAGAUACGGGGUGCUGUCAACUCCGCCCGGGAGCCUAAGGCCUAAAUUCAGUGUCACGCGGCGAGUCCUUUCCGCGCCGCGCGUCGCGUCGUGUAAAUCACUGCGUUGCGUCGCGUUGCAUCGGGCCGCGUUGCGAUGCGCGAAUACGCGAGUCCACUGGGGACCGUCCGUCUGACAGAAACGCACCCAGGCAGCCCGAGAACGCACGUCACCUCGUAACCCGAAUAAUUCCCGUCUCCGACGUCGAGACUGGAGGCGAUAGUAGAGCAUAACUAUGGACUCGGUCAUGGAGGCGAUAGUAGAGCAUAACUAUGUGGCGCAAGAGGAUGACGAGUUGAUGCUGAAGAAGGGUGACAUCAUCACCGAGAUCAGGAUAAUGCCCGGUGGAUGGUGGCAGGGCACUUUGAGAGACAAACGUGGCAUGUUUCCCGAUAACUUUGUUAAGGUAUUGGAUCCUCCUUCGACCGCUAGCGGCAGUAACGGCAGCGAAACUGUAAGCAGCACAAAAUCUGAUGAGAGUGUCACUUUGAGGAACGGCUCCGGUAGACGUUUCUGCAAAGUCCUCUUCAGUUACGAACCUUGCAACGAGGAUGAGCUAACUUUGGUACCGCAAGACUCCAUAGAAUUCUUGGGAGAGGUAGAGGAGGGAUGGUGGAGAGGUCGCCUCAGAGGUAGAGUCGGUGUGUUUCCCUCAAACUUUGUUUCUGCCCUUGCACCCGAAGAACAAGAGAGGCACAAGGAGCGAGAUAAGAAGGAAAUGUAUAGAGUGCUAUUUCCCUAUGAGGCUGCUAACGAGGACGAGCUUACCCUGGUCGAGGGAGAUAUAAUCACCCUUUUAUCAAAGGAUGCACCAGACCAGGGUUGGUGGAAAGGAGAGCUCAAUGGACAGGUGGGCUUGUUCCCCGACAAUUUCGUCGAGCUGAUUGGUGCAAAAAAUGAAUCCCAGGAACAACCAGAAUCCCCGUGGCAAGAAAAAACGUUGCUAAGUGCAAAGUCGAGUAUCAGACAUUCCCAUCAAAUAAAAAAAGUCGAGAAGGCGCACGUUAGAAAAAGUCUGGAUACCAGGAAUGUGCAUUCGAGUAAUAUAUCAGAUCAUUUCCCCGCUAUAGACACCGCUAAGAAGGGCCUAUCUACGUUGUCAUCCACCUCAACGUCAUCGUCAUCGUUGACGGCUACCGGAAGCGGAAGCGGCGAUAAGAAGGCGGCCGGUGGCCAUUCGAUUAUAUCUAGCCUGAAGCGUCUCGUAAGUGACGUAGGGAAUAAUAACGGUAUCAGCAGCACGACGAGUGCCGCUUCGGAGUGUCGCGAGGAACUGGACGGCGUGGAACGAGGAGAAGGCACUCCGCUUUCGCAUUUGACAGCUUCUCGCGCGAGAGCACCUCGGCGACGUCCGCCUUCGUCGCAGCAUCUACGUCAUCACGCCUCUGGAUCCAACACAAAUGCACCCUCGACUCUACCGAGUGUUCCUACCACUUUCUUGGAAGAUAAUUUGUCUAAUGGACGCACUGAUACCACGUUGGAGCAGAUACCUGACGAAGAGACGGACGGGCUUGCGGCAAAAGCGAGGAGAAAAGCGCCAUGGGUCGAAGAAUUGAAGAUGAAUCAGAUGGAGAGGAGAAAAACCGCCACAGUAGAUCGAGUCGAUAAAGUGGAAGUCAAGAAGGAACGAAAUUUCUCUCGAUUGACACCAGGAAACGCUAUGGAUUCUGCUAACAAACCGGAUACCGAUAACGACGAUAGCAAACAGAAAGAAAAGAGCCCGAAAGCCGAAACGAGCCCCCACACUGAUUACAGUCCUAGUGCAUCUGGUCAACCGGCCUACGUCCCGUAUGCCCUCUACAGCAAAUUAUUGGAAAGGGUCGUCGCGUUAGAGGAGAAACAAGCAGUAUUGCAGGCGACAAUAGGACAGCUCUCCGAACAGAUCGUACCUCUUCUCGCAAACGCAUCGAUUAACAGCAAAGUAUAAUACGUAUCGGUGUUGAGACAGAAAAAUCAAUAGUACACUUAUCUGCCCGUACUACCACUGUGUUGUUUUCUCAUUACAACAGUAAUGAGAAAGAAACUAAUACUGCUGCUAGAAUAACGUUCAUCGCGCGCUAUUACUGUUGUUAUAUACACACACACACACACACACACACACACAUGAUGAAAUAUGUUCUUUUGUGACCUAUUUCUUCUAUUUAUUCACUUAGUAAUAUUUGUUUAUUGUUUGCUCCGUCGAGUACAGUAUUCGCGCGAUCCAGUUAAAAAACGUAACAUUCCAUACGACAUUCUUCAUCUGUAAAAGUAUUUACCUUUCACUUGAUUUCCGGUAAUUUAACAGAUCUCAUUGUGACCGCUAGAGUUUGUCACUCUCUCGAUAAUCGUGUGGCCGAUUUAUGUGUGCCGAGACAUUCGUGUAAUUUAAACUGCAUAACUUUUAUUUAAAACUCCCGACACAUAUCAGAAUUACGCGACGCAAAUCUUCAAUGUAUAUUUGCACAUAUUCUAGAUUGUUACGACAAAACUUCCCCGUUGUCAGUAUGUACGGAAAAUCUUGCGACGUAAAGUUCCAAAAAAGAGGAAAGAAAAAAAAGAAAAAAUAGCGCAAGUGUCCUUCCAGAUGGGUGCCUGUGCUUUUCUUGUACCAAUUUGCAUUUUAUCAAUUGUUUUAUGUUACUUAUUUACGUAUAUAUUUUAAUAGAAUUUACGAAAGAUUGCUAAUUAUCUUAAUUUUAUUAUUAGAAUACGGAGAAGGUAGAAAAAGUACUUAAAUUUUUAGUUUGAUAGAGAUAGAGCAUAAUAAUUAUGUGAUUCCUUUUUUUUGUCCAACGAACGCAGCUGCCUCGCGAUAACUGUGUGUGAUGAUUUGCUGUAGGUUUCUUCAGUAAUCUGAGUGCCAAUGUAUAAAGCAUUUUUGUUUAUUGCAUUUCCGUGAUGCCUCAUUCAACAAUAGUGAUAAGCGAUUCUCGUUGAUUUUUCACGAGUAACAUCACCAAACUACGGACAAAUACGAUUCGUACAAGUCUAAUUCGACGCGUCAGUCGAGCCAUUUAUUUUCACCCGAUUGUCGAAGCACAUUUCGUUCCGAUGCGGAAUGUCUUUGAAACGGUGCUAAUAACGCGAUAUGUGAUAUAUCGUAGCGUCACGUGGUUAUAUGAUACAUAUAGGAAUGAGGCACAGCGAGAGAGAAACGUUAAUGAAAAACUUUUGUUCAGUCCUAAAUAUGAAAGUAUCAUGAAGGGACGAUAAAGCUAAGAAUGCACUGUAGGCCGCUUUAAACAACAGAUUAGCAGCUUUAUUCGAUACAAUCGCGAAUCGUGUUGAAUGUAAAAAAAGUUUUUAUUUUUUUAUGAAAAUGGAAUUUUAAGUAAAACCUAAUGAAAAGAUUAUAGGGGAUAUCAUAUAUGGGAGGAAAUAUGAGACGCUAUUUAGUUUUUUAUAUCAGUAUUCCAUAAAAUAUAUUUAAUUAACUUUAACUAACAAUAGUGGACUGAAAGCUAUUUCCUCUAAUCAGAUUGAUAUAAAAGAGACUUUAUUUUUAUGCAGAUAUGCAUGUAUUAAAUAAUAUGUAUCUAUAUGUAUAUAUACAUAUACGAGUAUAUAUACAUAUGUAUUUUAUUCUCUCUCGUCUCCAUUAAUUUUUAGCAAUCAAUAGUUCCAUAUCGCAAAACCUGACAGGUUUAAAGAGCAGUAUAAAUAUCAUAUUUAUUCGAUAAUCGAAUGUGUAUAUGUUGGUCGAAUUAUCAAUAUAAUGCACAAUAAGGUUUGUGCAAAAAAAAACAAAAUAUAUUUUGGGGCGGCUCAAUCACUUAAUAAUGUCUUGCAAAUAUACUUUAACUGCAUAUGUUGACGUAUGUAGCCGUAAUAAAUUUUGCAAAAAGAAAUUUAUAUUUACGUAAAGUGGAAUAUCUUUUAUCAAAUUAAUUCCACUAAUAAUGUGUACAAUUGUUACCAAUUUCGUAUAUAGAGACAAAAUUAUAAUACAAGAAAAAAUGAAUUCUAUUUCAAACAUAAGUUUUCAUUUUGCGUGUAAUCCGUCCCCGAAAAUUAGAAAAAUAUACAAUUUUAUAAGUUUGCUUGAUCGUAAGGCUAUAAUAUUCGAAUAUAUGUACUUUGCACUAAUUAUAAAAUUGUGUAUUGGAUAGUUUAUACAUAAUUUUUCUUCUUUCUCAGAGAAGGUAUUCCUUUGAUACUGAUUUAUUAUCUUAAAGCAUACUUUUGUCGACACACGUAUGUUAUUUCGAAAAUAUAUCGCAAGGCAUCAUAAGAAUAGAACAGAGUUAAUUAACAAGCUGUAAUUAACUAAAUACAACGGCAUUUAACGACGGAAGUACCUCUUUAUAUUUGUAGAGUAAAUGAUUUUUGAAAAGCUUCUUUUUACAAUUCUCUACGAGAUUGUAUUAAUUUGCGUAAUGUGUACGUGUAAUAUAUUUAUUUUAACACAAACUCAAGGGCAACUAUCUUAAUCGGCAUCUAACACUGACUAUGCCUACAAAAGAAAGUUCAAAUAAACGAGACCACGUUCAGAUUCGUACAUCACCGUAAUCACGUCUUUUUAUACUUUUAUAUUUCUCUGCAGAUCAAAUCGUUUGAACGGAACAAUUUUUAAGUGAAUAUAAUAUGUUCACUCAAGUCAUAUAAUAGCUUCGGUUUACGAAUGCGACACUAUUAUGCACCUUCUUGCAAAUGUAACGCGUGACAAUAAUAGUUUUAAGCGAAUUCGGAAGACCAUUUGCUGGUUUUUUUUCCAUAAUUACGUUUGAAUUAAAAUUACUUUUAUAAUCAAGAUCAGUGAAAGCUCAAUUAAAAUAUUUUAUUGCAUUUUAUGUCUUUCGGAGAUACUUUUUAGAAUGUAAAGUUAUUUGUCAAGUAUUAGUUAGUCAUAGUUUCGCACCCCUACAGGUACAUCGUCUUCCCUUCUAAUAAUCUCUUGCGAUUUAAUCGUUAACACAAUCAUCCGACACUGCAAUCUUAACGUGACUACUUUGAACAAACAACGUAAAUGCAUUAAUUAAAUUAGAGCUGUACUUAUGAAUUUAUGACGCCUUUCCAUUCACCACCAAACUUCCAGAAUUUGUUCGAAACGAGUGUUUCCAGAACCAUUAAAAAAAAAAGUUAAACCGUAAAUAUAAUAAUGUUGAAUAUUACUUCUACGAAUGCAGUGAGAAUAUGCGAAAAAUCAUCGUAACGAAAUCUUAAUUCUAAAGGUAUCGCGUCCCAAAUAUUAUCCUAACGCCACAGUGGAUCGACAAAUUGUAAUCGAUCGUGUAUUAAUUGCGAUGUAACUAUCUCUCACACGCUUUCGAUCUAUCACUAUGUACGGCGCUACGACAAAUAAAUGUCGCCCAUGAGGUUGUAAGACUAAUGUAAUAGCAGACUUAUUUCCGAUUGUUGUUGUUCGACAUCGAAUCUUAUUGAGAGCAUUUUUAUAUCGUGCUAUAGCGAGUUAUCCUCGAUAAAUAUUCUGUCGGAAAAGCGUCGAAUGCGGCAGCACACAGCUGUUUGGCUGCAUAGUUGCUAAGUGAUAUCCCUGUAGAAAGCAUGCUCUAGAAUGUAAGGAGACUGGAGUUUACGACUCAAACGAUUUUUAAUGUUAUUAACGUUAGGCCUAUUAUGUACAUACAUAUACAUGUGUAAGCGCAGCGUGAUCGAGUGAGAGUUAUACAUAUAAAUAUAUUUUCCCCUCCUUUAUCAACGUGUCCAACCGUGCAUACGUCGAUUAACAAUCGUACCUGUAAAUAAAGCCAUCGGAGAGUAAAUCACUCUCUACAUACGCUGAAGUCCUGUAAUCCUACAUUAAAUCUCUAUACAUAUUUAA
Solenopsis invicta (red fire ant) is the source of this 6593-nucleotide messenger RNA. RefSeq names its product SH3 domain-containing kinase-binding protein 1. Gene Ontology annotation, molecular function: protein binding. Bases 1068 to 2759 code for a protein of 563 amino acids. Lineage: Eukaryota; Metazoa; Arthropoda; Insecta; Hymenoptera; Formicidae. The transcript has 9 exons. The record is from RefSeq and is a predicted model, not a curated record.